Musca domestica (house fly) is the source of this 5521-nucleotide messenger RNA. RefSeq names its product protein melted (gene melt). Bases 1846 to 5061 code for a protein of 1071 amino acids. NCBI's taxonomy places the organism in Eukaryota, Metazoa, Arthropoda, Insecta, Diptera, Muscidae. The transcript is spliced from 11 exons. Gene Ontology annotation, biological process: regulation of signal transduction. Gene Ontology annotation, molecular function: phosphatidylinositol-5-phosphate binding. The record is from RefSeq and is a predicted model, not a curated record. Gene Ontology annotation, cellular component: plasma membrane.
UUUAGUCUUUAAUUUGGCUUUAACGCGAUUGGCUUGCUGGAUAUGUUCGUGGCUAGCUAGUUGGCUGACUGUUUGGUUUGUACGCACGGUAAUUUGUUUUAGUUUAGUGAAUUGGUUAGUUAAGUUGCUAAAUUAAACUGGCGUUGGGACGGUUUGUCGGUCUGACGAUUUUCAUUUUUUUUUGGAGAGUCUAAAGUGCCUUGGCAAAAAAUAAAUAAAAAAAAAUCUGUCAGUUUGGUUUAGUGAAUGGUCGAUCGGUCGUUCCGUGGUCGCUGCUCAUUGUAUGCAAGCGGCAUUAACGUAACCGAAAAAAAAAAAAACAAAAAAUAAAUAAAAUAUACAACACCAACAACAAAUCGCUUGCUUGAUCGGUCCGGUCCGUCGUCGGUCGUUUGUCUCUGCGGUUGGGUCGAGGAGCGACGUUAAUGCUUCUUGUUUGACGGUUUUCGGUGAUCGUGAAUUUGAGAUUGUGUGUGGAAGAAUUGCUUGCUUGCGCUGGUGUUGUUGGUUCGAUGGAUGGUUGGAGUAGAGUGCUAAAAAAAUUUUUAAUAUUAAAGAAAAAUUGAAAAAAAAAAUAAAAAUCGAAAAUCUGAUAUCACCUCUCUUCGGGCCACAAACCUUCAAAAAACAACCAAAAACAAACACCAUAAAAGCUCUGUUUGUUCGAGAAGACCCCUCAAGCCAUCAGCAAUCCAGCCCUGGUUUCUUCAUCAGCCAUUUAUCCAACUCCGUCCACAAAAAAAGACGACAACCCAAAAUUCGCAACGUCAACGAAACGUUUUGAAAAACUCAAAAUUUCGUAGACGUUGAGUAGUCAAAAUACAAAAAAUUAAAGUUAUUUUCUUGUUGUUAUUGUUGGCGUCGUCGUCGUCGUCGUGGCUCAUGUAUGUGUGUGCGUGAAUAUGUAAAGCGCGUUUGUGUGUAGGUGAAUGUGCUGUGCAAUUCUGCUUUGAAGGCAGAAGAAAAAAAAAGAGUUAAUAACAAUAGGCCAUAACGUCAUUGUACUAGAGUUUUCUUUUGCACAACAACAAAAAAAAUUUUAUGCCAGACAAAAACAACAACAACAUCAUCUGAAGUUAAAAAAAAAAUUAACAAAACCCCACCUUUUUAUGCCGCAAAAAUAAAAUUGGAGAAAAAAAUCUGUCAGCAGAUCUGUUAACCAGUUUCAGAAUCCAAGCAUAAACAAGUUUUCAGAGGGGACAAAGAGAGAACAGAGAGUGAGAGAGGAGACCCCCCUCCAGUUUCAUCUUCCGCUUGACAAAUAAAAAGAACUGAUUUUCUGAUCUAAAACUCUGGGCAGAGCCGGUCCGGUAAGCGGGCCUCGUGGUUUACCUUAGACAAACGUUUUUUAUUGCCUCAAUUUUUUCACUGAGAGGAGGGAAAGAGACGUAGCUCAAACCGGAGAGACGGCCAAUAGAAGAAGAACAAAACACCAAGAACAACAACAACAAAACUACAUUGGCAUCUCAUAAAUACCUGGCUGGGGUCUGGUAUCUCUACGUCUGUCCGUCUGGCUGUCUGGCAAGGUUCGUUGAUGAUGAUCAUCAUCAUGAUCGACAUGACGAUGAUGACUGUGUGAUGUUGGAAACCAGUUGGAAGAGGAAACAUGUUUGCCAACUCUUUCUUCAACUACCAGAAAUGAAGUGAAAAACAAGCAGCAGGCAAGGCAAACAAACAGCAGCAGCAGCAACAACAACAAUACCAAUACCACUAACAACAACAACAAAAAUGAUACUUCCCUGCUAAAAAUGUCUACAAUUCGUAAUACCCAUUAGGUUCAACACAAAAAACAAAGUUAAUUUCUUGUCUAAAAGAGAGUAGCAUAAAAAGAGAACUUGUUCCAAAAUGCAUGAACUCUUCACAAAAGUACUCUCAAAACGUGAUCUGUCGCGGGCCGGUGAUCUGUUUUCCGUACCCGACAAUGACAUUGUCAACGAUAUCACCGAUGUGCUCUCUGAUAUCAACGCCAUCAUCUCUUUGGCGGACUAUUUGAAAAACAACAACGACCAGUCUGUGGUGGAGAUCUGUGUAACGCGAGUUCUGUCCUGUAUUCGUGAAACGAAAACAGCCGAACGCUACUGUGCUGCACUUAUCGAUCUACUUAAGACCUGUCUUCUAUGGAAUCUCCAGCCGAGCGGUAGCAACAAAGAGGAUCCGCCGCAUGCGAAAAUUGCUGCCGAUAUUAUAUCGAGUAUAUUUUUGAAUUAUGACAAACGUGAGGUAAUGAAGUUGGCCCUUCCCAUUGCCGUACAAUUCCUGCCCAAGGGUAAUCGUGAACUUUCCCGCAAUCUGGCCAGCUAUCUCUCGCUGGCUGCCAUCGAUUACGCCUAUCUGUUAAGUCCCCAUGUAGAUUCGAUUAUGAACUCGAUUUUGGCCGGCAACUAUGGCCUUUUGAGGGUACUAUCCCAAAUCUAUGAAGUUUCCCCCGACACAGUGUCGCCCCAUGCACCCCAACUGGUGGCCCUGCUACCUGAAUGUGAUUCUCAAGAAAGACUGGCCGUCUUUCAAUUGUAUCUGUUAAUAGCCCAAAGGACUCCCUUAGUUUUAGAAUCGUGCAUUUCACCGUUAUGUGAGUUCCUCUAUGACAGUGAAACGGCCAGCACAACAAUGCAAAUCCUCUUAAAGCUGGCCGAGCAAAGGCCUCUGCUGGUGGCGGAACAUUUUGAUAAGAUACGCUUGGCCACCAAAACCAAUCCGAAUACAAUGUCCCUGGGUGCCCAGGUAUUGGCCACGGCAGGACGAACCAAUAAGGAGAAUGCUCAAUAUGCCUUGGAUUUUGUGUUGGAACAAUUGCCACAUGCCGAUAGGACUUCGCAGGCGGUGUUGUUGCAGGAGGCCACCAAGUUAUGUUCGUCGUUUCCGAUUUUAUUUACCGACAAGGUGUUGGCUUGUGUGAGGCAAAAGAAUGCUCUGAGCCAACAAAAAUUGUCUUCCUCGGAAACAAGCGUGGAUGUGGGCAACAAAACCUCCGGAGGGGUGACAAUUGUCAAUUUGAAUAGCCCCCAUGAACAGCCAGGGAUCCAACAGCCUCUGGUGGGUAAGACCUCCGGGAUUGUGGUAAAUACUUCAGGGGCCCCCAGUUCGGUGGCCCAACACUCCACAAUUAUCAGUGCAGAUCCGGUUACCAGUACCACAACUGUCACGGUGCCCUCGGGUCAUACCACUCAUGCCACCACAGGACGCACGCACAAGAGUAAACAGAGUCGCAGCAGUCCAAACAGCCCCAAGGAUCCGUACAGGCGGACAAUUACCACGGGGAAUAUCAAGAUACCAUCCAAUGCCCCCAAUCCCGUUCCAGUUCUAACUCAACCUCCCAGUUCCGGCAACACAACCGCCACAGUACCGCCCACUCCACCCCACACAGGCUAUACACGACGAGUUAAACUCGGCGACUCUCGCAGCACGGGGAGGCUACAUCCUUCGGGAAAUACCCAUCGCAGUAUGACCCGUCUCAAUGUGGCCGGAGGUUCAGUGGGUGGUCUUCACAAGAGUAUGACCCGGCUGAGUUCAUCGCAGCACAUAAAUCAAAAUGGUGGAGGUUCAGCAUCCGGUUCCGGUUCGAAUACAGCCAAUAAUUCCACCUCCAGCAGUAAUGUGGUGGUCCAGACAGGAGUGAUGCCCAAGACGCCCACAUCACCCAACAGCCCUGGCUAUGUUACACCCGUACCUCCGCUGAGUAAUAAUGUUAUCAUAACGGGUCACAACAAAUGGGGUAUUCCCUCAACCCAGGUGACCUCGGGUGGGGUAACGGUCACCACAUCGCCCACGAAAAUGCGCCCUCAGUCGCAGGGCCCCACCACCCUUCUAAACACCAGUGCCGCCCUCAUGAAAUACAGUACCGAUGCUCUCAAUCAAUCCAUUGGAUCCAUAACGGCACCCACAAAUCCCGUUUCGGUGCAUCAUGCAUCGCCAGCCUUGCCACAUCAAAAUAAUGGCAAUCAAAAAUCUGUGAUGAAGUUACCAGUGAAUGGAAGUAGCGACCACGAAGUCAUAGUCUCGGGUCCCACGACCAAUGUAACACCACGCCGCAAUGACAACACCAGCCGCACUCUCUUGAAUGCCAACAACAGCAUUUUGGACCAGCGCAUGAGUACCUUUGAACCCUAUCAAAUAAUGCGUGACCCCGUCCAGCAAUUUUGUGAGAAACACUUCUCCUCCAUCAGCUCCUACAUGGAUGAGGUUUCGCAAAUGUUGCCACCCCCGACGCGGUGUAGCAUAGAAGUUUCCAAUGAAUUUGCAGAGCGACGCUCAAAGAAAGUGGCAAAAUUACAUUUUGCCUGUCAGAUACGAGGACCCCAUUGCCUAUACUCGAAGACCUGUUUUACGAUGAGAACCCGCAAUCCCAAGACCUGGAUACAUUUAAUGUUUCUGGACUUUCAAGUCAGGCACUAUGUUAAGGAAAAAAGUGUCCUGAGUACCCGAGAACCGGGUAUAAGUAAUUUGAAAAAUAUCUGGCAAAUACUCAAAUGUGAAAAUCGCAGUUUUACCGAAUUGGUCACCAGCCAGUUUCCGAGCAUAAAGGACCGUGAAAUCCUGGUCAAUGAAUUAAGACAUUCAGGCUUCUUAGAUGUUUUCGAAGUCUCCAAGACUGAUAAAUCUAAUCCGAAUUGCAAUGAGCUGGAAUAUCAAUGGGGUUGCUUCCUAUGCAAUCAUCCGGACAAGGCAAUGGGCUUCUUGAAUGGCAGUAAUCAACCCAUGAUUGAGGGUCAAUUGAAAGAGAAAAAGGGCAAGUGGCGGCUAUUUCGACGGUGGCGUACCAGAUAUUUUACCCUAUCGGGGGCACAUUUGUCGUGCAAAGGAUCGAGUGGUGGUGAGAGCAUUGAUGUGAAUCAAAUCCGUUCGGUAAAGGUGUCGCGUGGUGCCCGCAACAUACCCAAGGCAUUUGAAAUAUUUACAGCCGAUCAAACACUAAUACUCAAGCCGAAGGAUGGCAAAAAUGCCGAGGAGUGGGUGCAGUGCCUCAGUAUUGUGGUGGCUCAUUCGCAGGCCCGUGAUAAUCCGCAUACGAAAACCAAUAGUUUGCCGGCGCGGGGCAUGAGUAGCAGUAAACCAUCGUUUUGAGAUUUUGUGAAAGAGACAUAUAAAUACACACACACACACCUACAUUUAAAGAUUUUAAAUAUACACACAGACAUAGAAGUGUAAUUUAAGCCUAUUCUCAAUACUUUUUAAAAGUUAAAUAAUUUAAAUUAUAAAUUCUAGUUUAGAAAUUAAUUUUGAAUUUAAGAAUUUAGAUUUUCUUUUUACGCGCAUGUAUGUAUGUAUGCACUUUGGCUUUAAAAUACAUAAAUGUAUUUAAAAAAAAUAUUCGAAAAAAAUCAAAUUUCUGCUAAAAGACCUAAAUGAUCCUAUCAUUAUAUUUUGUACUUAAACUAUUGUUAUUAUUUUAAGGUUUAUUUUUUUAUUUUUUCUAAGAGUAGUUGCCUUAUAUAUAGACUACAGACAAUGCAUAUCAUCAAUAUAUACACACUUAUAUAUAUUUUUAAAUUUUUUUCCUGUAUAUUUAUUAUUAUUUGAUAUU